GUGAACUCGCGGAAGUGACAGGCGGCUGGGCCAAUCGCGACGCUCCCCCGGAGCAGAGCGUGAAGGGGGCACAGGCGCACGAGAGAGAGGGCGCAGAAGCCGAAUGGUGGAGCAGAAGAUGGCGGAUGGCGACAGCGGGAGUGAGCGCGGCGGUAGCAGCGGGGGAGGAGGAGGCGGCGGAGGCGGCGGCGGCGGUGGUGGUGGUGGUGGUAGCGGCGGAGGCGGCGGCUUCCAGCACUUCCAGAGGGACCAGGAGACCCAGGAGCUGGCGUCCAAGCGCCUCGACAUCCAGAACAAGCGCUUCUACCUGGACGUGAAGCAGAACAGCAAAGGCCGGUUCAUCAAGAUCGCCGAGGUCGGGGCCGGCGGCUCCAAAAGCCGCCUGACCCUCUCGCUCUCCGUAGCCGCGGAAUUCCGCGACUACCUCGGAGACUUCAUCGAGCACUACGCCCAACUGGGGCCCAGCAGCCCCGAGCAGAUCGCCCAGGCGGCCGCGGGGGCGGAGGACGGCGGGCCGAGGCGGGCUCUCAAGAGCGAGUUCCUCGUCCGGGAGAACCGCAAGUACUACCUGGACCUGAAGGAGAACCAGCGGGGGAGAUUCCUCCGGAUCCGGCAGACGGUGAACCGCGGGCCCGGUGGCGGCUACGGCGUCGGGGGAGGGGGAGGAGGGGGGAACCCCGGCAUGCUGUCCGGCCAGACCAUCGCGCUCCCGGCCCAGGGGCUCAUAGAGUUCCGGGACGCCCUCGCGAAGCUCAUAGACGACUACGGAGGGGACGACGAGGAGCUGGCCUCCGGGGCAGGGGGCGCGGGCUCCGGGGAGCUCCCCGAGGGCACCUCCAUCAUGGUGGACUCCAAGCGGUUCUUCUUCGACGUGGGCUCCAACAAGUACGGCGUGUUCCUGCGCGUCAGCGAGGUGAAGCCCAGCUACCGGAACUCUAUCACGGUGCCCCUCAAGGCCUGGGGCAAGUUCGGGGGCGCCUUCAGCAGGUACGCGGAGGAGAUGAAGGAGAUCCAGGAGCGGGUCCGGGAGAAGGGGUUCGAGAGGAGGGACGAGUCCGAGGGGGACGAGGGGGACGACGACUGAUGGGAGACGGAAAAUAGGAAGCAAGGAAAGGGGGGAAUAUUAUAAUAAAUAUAAUUAAUGGGUGUUAGUGCAGAUGGAUCUGCAUGGGAGCCCAUUUCUAUCAGUGUGUGAGUCAUAAAUAUGAGACGCCAUCAUUAUAAUGACUAAUAUUUCAUAAUUAUGAGUUAGCAUCUCCAAACUCUGAUUAUGAGAUGCUAACUCAUAAUUAUGACAAUCUUAAUUUUGUCAUCACAGUGGCAUAAAUGGGCUUCCACAGAUCUGCAAUAUAGGUGGUAUUUUGCAUAAAAACAAGAAAAACAGACAGAUAAAAGUGCAUGACAAAUGGUGCUGUAAUAGCCUACUAAAGUAUCGUGGCGUUAUCAAAAUAAGUACAUGUGCAGGGAAUUAUUGGUGUUAUCCUUGGAGUGAUCUCUAAAAAGUGAGAAGUGGGCUAAGUGUGUAAAUGAGAGGCAUCUCAUUGGGGAGAAGAAGAAGAGGAAGAAAAAGAGUGCUUUAUUGUAAAAGAUAAAUAAUAAAAGAGAGGACAUACUAAAACCAGCAAAAUUUGGUUUUUAUAACUUUAGAAAAUGAAGCCAACGAAUGCUUUUUUUUCCUAUUUGAAAAACAUAGUUUAUAUUUAAAAAGAGUGGAGGAGUGUUUUAAGAUGUUUUCCCCCGGUUUAAGGAGAGAUAACGAGCAUCCAUUGUAUUCCUGUCCAGGUCUCCUCGGUGGGGGAUUUUAUUUUAUUUAGAGGAAAGUACAGAACGUUGCUGUGGAUGAGUCUGCAAAGAAAGAUUACCCAAAAUAUUUAAGGGGAAAUUACUGAGAGGAUUAUCUUUUUUCUUUUUAAAGCCCAAAACGACAAACGGGGGCCUUUAAAGUUUAGUUUUUUUAAAAACGAAAGCUUUGACUCCAGUAGUCAACGACGGUGCGGAUCAGCUGGGUUUUAUGUUAUACAUAUAAUCUUAACCGUAACAUAAUUUUACCGCUAAAGAGUCAAAACUGCCUCACGCCAGAGCAUCCCUGGCGUUUGAGAACGACAGCCAACACGUGGGUGGAGGACCGUCUUUGGGCCCCCCUCCCCGGCACCACCGGGGGGCGCCGUUCAGAUCCUCACGCAGGACUUUAAAAAAAAAAAAUACAAAAUGCUCCCGUCGUGCCACCACGAGGGUCCAAAUAUCUGGCGCUGGAGCGUCGCACCCAGCGAAGCUUCUCUGACCUCCUAGCUCUUCCUGAUGAGGUGUUUUUUGUUGUUGUUUUUUUUUUUCCCAUCAGCCUCUCUGUCACGGUCAGAGCUGGAGAGACGGCCGUCUCGACCAGUUGUUUUUAUUUCUUGACGUAACAGCGGCCAACGCGCGAAGACUCUGGACAGAAACACAUUGAUGGAUGUUGUUUUUUGUUUUGUUGUUGUUGUCGUUGUUGUUUUCAAAAAGAGAACUAUAUUGAAAAUGAGAUUCUACUUGUAGGGGAGCAAAAAAAUAAAAAUAUUACUGAGCAAACCAGCAAAAAAUAUUUUGAAAUGCUUAUAAAGGAAAAUGUAUUGUGUAAAGGAAUUUCAAGUCUAAAACUAAUAUUAAUAAUAAUAAAAAGGUUAAUUUCUUAAAACAAA
Messenger RNA from Cyclopterus lumpus (lumpfish), 2672 nucleotides. Its product is annotated as transcriptional activator protein Pur-beta-like. Gene Ontology annotation, biological process: regulation of transcription by RNA polymerase II. The transcript has a single exon. NCBI's taxonomy places the organism in Eukaryota, Metazoa, Chordata, Actinopteri, Perciformes, Cyclopteridae. Bases 104 to 1084 code for a protein of 326 amino acids. The record is from RefSeq and is a predicted model, not a curated record. Gene Ontology annotation, cellular component: nucleus. Gene Ontology annotation, molecular function: purine-rich negative regulatory element binding; RNA polymerase II transcription regulatory region sequence-specific DNA binding; DNA-binding transcription factor activity, RNA polymerase II-specific.